AUGAACUACAACGUACCACCCCGUUACCCAUCAUCAUUCCAACAACCUCGCUACGACCGAUUUGAGUCGCAGCCACUCGCGUCAGAAGUUCAACAAGUACCGUUUGAAAAUUCGAAAUCAGUGCACGUUGCUGGAUUACAUGAGUCUGUCGACGAAACUUUGUUAAGUCGGAUCUUUUCCAUAGUCGGUCACGUAGUCUCGUGUAAAAUAAUGAAAGACAAAACAGGCACACACGCCAGAUAUGGGUUUAUUGAAUUCAUCGACCACACAACGGCGGAGUUUGCGAAGGAGAACAUGAACGGUCGACUUGUGUACGGGAAGGAGUUGAAGGUGAAUUGGACGCACGACUCACAGAGUGAUGCCAAAGGGUCAUUUAAGUUGUUUGUUGGUGGUCUUCAUACGGAAGUGACGAACGAAAUUCUUUACCAAAACUUUGCGAAGUUUGGGAGAGUCUCCGACGCGAGAGUGUUACGGUACUCACAGUCAGGGAAGUCACAGGGCUAUGGCUUUGUCACUUUUAUAAGAAAAGAAGACGCUGAAACUGCGAUGCAGAUGAUGAAUGGAGAAAAGAUUCAAGGAAGGACAGUUAAAGUGAAUUGGGGGACAGCCACACAGAAACCCACUGAAACAGUGAAGAGAGGGUUUGACGAAAUAUCUCGAGAAACAUCGAACACAAAUAACAAUGUUUAUGUCGGAGGAAUUCCUAAAGAGACUGAAGAAAGUACAAUGAGGAAGUUAUUUGGGGACUUUGGAGAAAUCAUUGAUCUGAAAAUAAUGAGAACAGAUGCGGAAAAAGCUUAUGGGUUUGUCAGGUUUGUGUCACAUGAUAACGCUACAAAGGCUAUUAUGAUGCUAAAUGGAUACCAAUUGAAUGGAGGAUGCUUGAAUUGUAUGUGGGGAAAGGAAUCAUUUAAUUGA
Molecule: messenger RNA, 918 nt
Organism: Entamoeba invadens IP1
Lineage: Eukaryota; Evosea; Mastigamoebida; Endamoebidae
Product: nucleolysin TIA-1, putative
Exons: 1
Coding region: 1-918 (305 amino acids)
Molecular function (GO): RNA binding
Source: RefSeq, a predicted model, not a curated record